Messenger RNA from Hepatospora eriocheir, 792 nucleotides. The record is from the annotation of a GenBank genome assembly. NCBI's taxonomy places the organism in Eukaryota, Fungi, Microsporidia, Hepatosporidae.
AUGCCAUCCGGUGGACAUCGUCAUCUUAAGAGAUUAGCAGCACCAAAAAGUUGGGGCCUUAAGAAAAGUGGAGGAAAAUAUGCAGUAAGACCUCUUCCAGGAUCACACAGUAAAGCAACUUCAAUACCAAUUCAAUACAUCUUAUCAAGUCUUUUGGAUCUUACCCAUACAAAUAAAGAAGUUGAUUAUGUAUUAAAAAGAGGUCUAUUACUCUUGAAUGGUAAAAUCAUUAAUAACCAUAAGAGAUGUGCUGGAUUGUUUGAUGUAAUUACAGUAAAAGAAGCUAAUGAACACUAUCGUAUUUUGUUAGGAAUAAACGGUAAGUUUAAAUUAGUAAAGAUUUCUGAUGAGGAAGCUAAAUACAGAUAUGUUAAAGUAAUUUCUAAGGAUAUUGAGAAUGAUAUUCCUUACACUAGAACAAGCUGUGGAUAUAAUUUUAGAUUUGCUGAUCCUUCCAUUAAGAUUAAUGAUACAGUUAAAGUUGAUAUCGAACAAAAUAAGAUUGUUGAUAGAAUUCCAUUUCAGGUUAAUUCAACAGUCUUUAUUUAUCUUGGAUCCAACACUGGUAGAGUAGGAACUGUACAAAAGAUUGAGAAGCAAAUUUCUGGUAAGACUUUAAUUACUCUUGUAGAUAGCAGUGAAAAAAUUUUUACUUCUCCAAUGGAGUCAUCAAUAGCAAUUGGUUACGAUUCUAAUGUUGAGAUAACACUCGAUAGUGAUGCAGGUAUUAAGUUAACAGCUUUUGAAAAGAGUAACUUAAAGUAUAAAGAAGUUGAAGUUAUUGAAGAAUAA